This is a messenger RNA of Sorghum bicolor (sorghum), 2479 nucleotides long. RefSeq names its product protein LNK2. Gene Ontology annotation, biological process: circadian rhythm; regulation of DNA-templated transcription. The transcript has 8 exons. Lineage: Eukaryota; Viridiplantae; Streptophyta; Magnoliopsida; Poales; Poaceae. The record is from RefSeq and is a predicted model, not a curated record. The coding region runs from base 191 to 2074 and encodes 627 amino acids.
AAGAAGACGAUAACAACUAAGCACGGGAGCAGGGGAGGAAGUAGAGAGGACGGCGCGAGGCUUGGCCGUGCCGGCGAGUUGGGGCGUUUUUCCUGCGGUCGGAGAUGCGACCGUUGGGACCCGGGAGACAGCGCAGUUCGGCUUCGGGUUCGGGGGCGGCUCCCGCGACGGCGGCCGCCACCUGAGCAGGAUGUUUAGCUGGAACGACGAGCAGCAGCAGGUAGGGGAUGCAAUAUGGACUGAGUUCAAUGAGAGUGAGGACCAUAUUAUGCCUUAUCCUAAAGGUGCAGAAGAUAGUACGACUCGCAAGAACAAUGAAAAAGAGGUGGCUAGUAUUGAUGGCAUCACUGAACAUUCUGAAGGUGUUCAAACUGGACUUCAACGGAUGGAAAAGCAAACUGCAAAUCAGACAAGUGCACAUUUUUCAGCCACACGAAUUGACAUGGAAUCCUGGCCUGACCUUCCUUCCCUGAAUCCUACACUUGAUAGAAACUAUAGUGAUGACAACAUAACAUCCACAUAUCUGGAUUUCAGUGCUGAACCCAGUUUACAGAAAGUGACAGGAAAAGCUACAGGGCAACUAGAUGGUGAAUCAGAAGUGUUCAGUAAUGAUCAAGAAGAAAAGAGUAACAGUUUCCUUGAUUGCGACUGGGGCAAUAUUGGAGAUUUUGAUGAUUUUGACCGUCUAUUUAGCAAUAGUGACUCCAUAUUUGGUAAUGAGAUAGUUGCCAACGACAGCGAUUUUCUUUCUGCAUCUUCGAAUUUGAUGGAUAAUGCUGUGCAAUCAAUCCCAAUUCUGGUAUGUGAACAUAGAACUUUGGUUUUUUGCUGUUUUUUUCCACAUUCUUCUCACUGUGAUUUGUUUGUUUCCGUUAAAAAGCAACUACCAUUGAAUAAACAACCAUCAUGUGAUCGUGGGCCUUCUUUGCUUCUGACUAACGAAAUUUCCAGUGGUGUUACCAAACAAGAAAAUAAGGUCGAAGUGCAGAAGAGGCCAGUGAGGUCACGCAGAAAACCAGAGGAGAGAGGUAAAAGUAAAAUAUCCAGCAGUACAAGUGGCUUCUCCCAGAGCAAAGUAGAGAAUGCAUCAACCAAUUUGCAAGCUCCUAUGCAACCUGUACAGACUCCUCAAUAUGCACUGUUCCAGGAUAGCAAGAAGAUAGGACAAGUUCAGCAUGUUAAUCAGUUUAUGUUUCCUGGAUAUGGGUAUCCUGCAUAUCCAUUUCCUACAAUUCCGUUAGUGUCAAACAUUCAAGCUGAAGGCUAUCUGACAAAACCAACUGGCACAAGCUACCGAACUUUGGAAGAUUCCCCAAAACAGUCAAGUUCCAUAGAAAUGUCACAAGACAUUCCAUCAAGAGCACUGAUAAUGACACCACAAGAAAAGAUAGAAAAGCUUAGGCGCCGGCAGCAAAUGCAAGCACUGCUAGCUAUUCAGCAACAGCAGCAACAGUUUGGUCAAGAGGGUUCUGGCAGUGACACAAUGGUGUCUCAGGCAUACUCCCCUAGGAACAAAAAUCCGGAUUCCUUGGGGAGUUCAAUUGUCAUAGAUGAAAACGCAAAUAAGGUUUUUUCGCCUGAGGUGAUUCCAACUAACCAUGACCUGGUUCACAAGAGUUCUGCAAUUUCUGUUGAUCCUUUUAUAGAGGAAAAAAUAUAUUAUCAGCUACAAGAUGCUCUUGGCAAGUUGGAUACCAAAACUCGACUAUGCAUUCGAGAUAGUUUGCUUCGUUUGGCCUAUAGUGCAGCAGAGAGACAAAUUGAUGGUGAUAGGAGCAGCACUAACAAGACUAAUAAAGAUGAUGAUGAAGCUUCCGAAAAUGAUGCAUCUACUAGGAGAACAAGGUCUCCAACUAGGGAAGCAGAAACGAUCACAAAUCCAAUUGAUCGUAUAGUGGCCCAUUUGCUGUUUCAUAGACAUUGCUCCAAGGUUGCAACAGCAACAAAGGAGGAAAUCAUAUCCUCAACCCCCUUGAUACUAGAACCUGAACCGAAGGUACCCUUGGGAACUCCUAGGUUGCCAUCACAAGAUCAACGAGAUGAGCAAGAAAUUGUAUUGCCUCUGUCACAAUAACGUGAGAUUUGCUAGAAGAUGAGGUUUUACCAAAUUUGAGUAAGAUUAUUUGCAUUUAGUUAGCCUGUGAAUCUAAUGUCGUUCUUCUAAUGAGCAUACAGAUGCUGAUUUUAUCAACUGUUCAGAAUCAAAAUGAUAGCAAAUCCAAUGAUUAUGGCAAUCUGCUGAUCACCUGGGGUUCUGGAGAUCUCUUGUGUAAUAUGUAACCAUUUCAACAUUGUAGCAUCCUUUUUUUUUCAUCCUGUAAGAACAUCUCAGACUGUAUUGGAACCUACGAUUGUGUCGAGCCCUAAAAGGAGCAAACCUUGGCUCUGGACAUCAUUAUGAUUAACCUUUUUUCUCAUGCGUAACCGCCCAAUGUUUAAAGGUGGCUGCUUACUUGGGAAAAUAUUGAUGGCACAUAAA